CCAAGGGCGGGAGUGCUUGGGAAUAAGCCCGGGUGGCCAGGACCUUCGGGGGUGGGGAUGGACGCGGGAGGGGAGGAGUAAUGAGGCCACAGGCUGGGACUGAAAAGGUGACUGGGGCCAGGCUGCGAGGCGCCCUAAAUCCGCGGCAUGCACUUUAAGGGUGUCACCAUGCGGAAGUGGGGAGCCCCGGGAGGUUCGGGAGCAGAGUCUCCAGUGAGCCUCCCUGGAGACUGGCUGUGAUCAUUUCUCUUGCAAAGUCCGGCAGACAGGACUGGAUGAGUGCCGGGCCCUUUGACUCUGCUCAGGUCAGGGGUCGAAUCUCUGGGGCCAGCCGUAGUCCCCGAGGGCCCGGAGAGGCUCCCAGACUUGCGGCCGCUGGCGCGGUAGAGACCCUGCGGCGACCUCGGGCGCUACGGCACUGCGACGCGGGGCGCGACCGCCAGAUGUCGCUGUGGCGCCCCCGCGCGGCCCUGCGCUCCGCCCGCCUCAGGAAGGCGCCUGCGGCGGGUCGGAACCGACCACGGAGGCCACGGGGGAGCUCGCGACGGGGGGCGGGGCUGAGGCCUACAAUACUGGCGGCCUCCGGCGCGUUCUCCCCUCAGUCGGCUACGUGAAGUGGUUCGGUCCGGCCGUGCGGCGCUCGCCGGUUCCGGGACUGGCGGCGCGGGCAGCGGCGGACCGCGCACCGGCGAGCACCGGCGUCUCGGGCUCCGUCGCGAUGCUGGGACUGCUCGUGCCGUUGCUGGGCCUAGCGCUCGCCUACUUCGCGCUGCUGGACGGGUGGUACCUGGUGCGUCUGCCGUGCGCCGUGCUGCACGCUCGCCUGCUGCAGCCGCGCGUCCGCGACCUGCUGGCGGAGCAGCGCUACGCGGGCCGCGUUCUGCCCUCGGACUUGGACCUGCUGCUGCACAUGAACAACGCGCGCUACCUGCGGGAGGCUGAUGUGGCGCGUACCGUGCACCUAGCCCGCUGCGGCGUGCUCGAGGCGCUGCGCGCGCUCGGGGGGCGCACCGUGCUGGCCGCUUCGUGCGCGCGCUACCGCCGCUCGCUGCGCUUGCUGGAGCCCUUCGAGGUGCGCACCCGCCUGCUGGGCUGGGAUGACCGCGCCUUCUACCUGGAGGCGCGCUUCAUCAGCCUGCGCGACGGCUUCGUGUGCGCGCUGCUGCGCUCCCGCCAGCACGUGCUGGGCACCUCUCCAGAGUGUAUUGUGCAGCACCUGUGCAAGCGCAAGUCGGAGACAGAAGCCGAAAUGCAGCCUGGGGCCCGAGGCCCCUCCCCAGGGCCCGCUUCUCCCAGCACAGCACAGCGGCUGCGGCAGCUCGGAGCCAGGCCCUGGGGACAGCCCAGUGCCACGGAAGCAGUGAUGGCAAGGGCAGGCUCCUGCUGCAGGCGCCUCCUGGAAACUGGCGUGGAGCCUCUGUCCAAGCUGGGGCCUGUCCUGACGGCUGGGUGCCCUCGGGCAGGACGGACGCUGCCCUCUCUGGGAAGAGGAGGUGGAGCCUCCCGAGCUGCCAGAAGACCUGCGGCACUGGAUUGCCUACAACGAGGCCAGCAGCCAGCUCCUCCGGGCCGAGAGUGGGCUCAGCGCCGUUGGCAAGGACCAGUGACCGCCCCCCCGCCCCCCCAGCCAGCCUCUGCCUGGGCAGGUGCCUGCUCAUCCCUGCCUGCCAGGGGGCAGAGAGGCAGGUUGGGCUGGCCAGGACAGGCUGUCCCUCGGAGCUGGCGUGGCCUUGUGACCGCCUAGCCCCCUUCCCCCGGCUCGGCCCCCUGCCGCUCCCCCAUUCGUGACGCCCUCUGCGACCCACACCUCGCUGAGCAUGGGAUGGGGUGACCUGGGCACGCUGACCCACGUCUGCCCUCUGGGUGGAGACGAGGUGGGGGGCCCGAGGCCCUUGGCAGGCAGGCUGUGGGGGCGGUUGGGGGGCCAGGCUUUCAGGGGCUCCUUGGAGCACGGGGACCCUCUGGGGCGCCCUGAGCACCCGCAUCUCAGGGCGCUCCCUCCGGCUGCAGGCUGGGGGGCGGGGCCCGCAGGACAGGUCAGAGGCCUGGGAGGCUGACUGAAGGGUGCUUAGCGGGGGCCCUGGCCCCCGGGGCAGGGCGGGCCUGCCGGGGGUGGGGCGGGGCAGAGGUCACUGGGCUCCUGCGGGGGUGGUGAGCCUCCCGUAGCUGCAGGGUGACCGAGUUGGGACCUGCCACUCAGGAGAGAGCAAAGCAGGGCAUGGGACUCUGCCUGGGUGCCCUGGGCACCCUGCCCUCCUCUCUGCACACCCGCAGGGCUGCGCCGCGUGACCCCGGGUGGGCACUGCCCUUGCCUCACAUCCCGGCCUGCCGAUGGUUUGGGGGGGCCGCCUCUCUGGAUGGGAGGGGUCUUCUUGGCCUUGUUCCAGCGGCCCCUCCCGGCGGCUGCUCUCAGGGCGGGGACACUGGCCGAGGCCGCCUGCUGCAGCCUGGCACCUACCUGUGGGCCGGGAGCAGGGAGGCCUGGGAAGGAGCGGGAACUGGCCGAGAGCCCCGGAGGCACCGAGCAGGGGGGCCCCAGCCCGGGCUCUGCCUCAUGGCCGCAGAUCCCUGGCUGGCUGGCGACACGGGUCAGGGCCCUGGGUGUGCGACCGCUGCUCCCAGAACUGUCUCCUUGCAGCCUCCUCCGGGAAGCCCUCCGCCAGCGAGAGCCGGAGCACAGCGACGCCGGACUCCACCCCCCCCCACCCCACCCCUGCUGCCCGCCUCCAGCCGCCGCUGGAGAGCCGCACUGUCUGUUUCACGUGCAGAACGCCCAGGAUUAAAGGGCCUGAACUGGGA
This is a messenger RNA of Phyllostomus hastatus (greater spear-nosed bat), 2799 nucleotides long. It is a transcript of the gene THEM6, whose product is annotated as thioesterase superfamily member 6. NCBI's taxonomy places the organism in Eukaryota, Metazoa, Chordata, Mammalia, Chiroptera, Phyllostomidae. Bases 719 to 1744 code for a protein of 341 amino acids. The record is from RefSeq and is a predicted model, not a curated record. The transcript is spliced from 3 exons.